AUGAUAUCUCUCGACCACCUCAUCGAGCUCGCCACGGCGCACAAGGUGCCCGUUACAGCCGUCGCCAGCAUCAUCCUCAUUACCCUCAUCAAUCGCCUCUUGUUCAACAGUGGUCUUAAUUCUGAAGAGGCUGCAAAGAAAGGCGUAUCUACGUCCCGUGUCUUUCAAUGGGACCCCUUCUAUGGUCUUGACAUGGUCUACGGUCAAGUCAAAGCCCUCAAGAAUGACUACUACCUCGACUGGCUGCGUCGCCUCCACCGCAACAGGCCAAAGACCUUCUCAAUCAACUUCUUUGGUAUUCGUCAGAUAUGCACCAUUGAAAGUGAGAACCUAAAGGCCAUUCAGGCAACCAAUUUCAAGGAUUUCGGCCUGGAGCCGAUGCGACGUAAGACAAAGGGUGCUAUGCCCUUCGCGGAUAAAGGCAUUAGUACCACUGAUGGCAAGAACUGGGAGUUUGCACGCUUCCUCGUCAAACCCUUCUUCUACCGUGAGGUCUACGCCAGUAUUGAUCGCGUCCGCCCUUACGUUGACAGGUUUAUGGCGCUGCUUCCUGAGGAAGACGGCGUCGAGUUCGAUGCGCAGCCUCUAAUCCAACGAUGGUUCCUUGAUCUUACCAGUGAAUUCAUAUUCGGCGAGUCCAUGAAUUCCAUGGACCACCCUGAUCGCGCAGACAUCACCUGGUCUAUGCUCACAGUCCUCCGCGGCGGCCGUCUCCGCAUCCAAUUUUACCGCUUCCUCUGGGCCUUCAAUUGGAACUGGUGGCUCGAAGCCGUGUACAAGGUACACGACUUUGUCAAUGUGCACAUCCGCAGCACCUACGCCGAGAUUGAGGAGCGUAAAACACUCGUCGCCGAGGGUAAGGAGGUCGGUCCUGAGCGUACUGAUCUGCUGUGGUUUAUGGCAUCGAAUGUGCCCGAGGAAGAGGAGCUCAGGUCGCAGCUUUGCCUUGUGUUUGUUCCUAACAAUGACACCACUUCCAUCUUUAUUAGCAACUGCUUGUGGCACUUGGCCCGUCAUCCCGAGGCAUGGAAGAAGCUCCGCGAGGAAGUGGCUUCCUGCGGUACAGAGCAGCCGACUUUUGAGUCACUCCGCCGCAUGACUUAUCUCAACGGUGUGAUGAACGAGACUCACCGCCUUACCCCCAACAACGUUGUUCAGGUCCGCGCCGCCCUUAACGACUCCACCCUCCCUGUGGGAGGCGGUCCCCAUGGUAAGCUACCUAUGCAGGUGCGCAAGGGCGAUCUCGUCUCCGUCACAAAGACAGUCAUGUAUCGUGACCCUGACAUCUGGGGCCCGGACGCUGAUGAGUUCCACCCUGAGCGACACGAUGGUCUGCGUGGAACAUGGGACUUCCUGCCCUUUGGUGGUGGUCCUCGUCGCUGCCCAGCGCAGAUGAUGGUUCAGACCGAGGCUGGCUAUAUGCUGUAUCGCAUGGCGCAGAAGUUUAGCCGUAUUGAGUCGCGCGACUCAGCGCCUUAUACGCCUGUUAUGCGUAUUGGGCCAUCUAAUAAGACUGGCACUAAGAUCGCGUUGUAUAAGUAG
Fusarium sp. VM40 is the source of this 1542-nucleotide messenger RNA. The record is from the annotation of a GenBank genome assembly. NCBI's taxonomy places the organism in Eukaryota, Fungi, Ascomycota, Sordariomycetes, Hypocreales, Nectriaceae.